GAGGCUUUAGGUGCGCGGUGUGUCUAACGAAUGGCCAUCAAUGAAGAGCUGACAACCUUGAAAGAAGAUUUUCUUUCACGAUUGCCAGGCUCUGAACUCAUUACUUGUCAUCCAUCGAUGGUGCUUGCCAGAAUCUCACGGACCGCAUUUAAGGAGGUUCGUGUGGCGAUUCAGUUUCCCGCCGACUAUCCAGACAAUCCUCUGCUUGUUGAGUUGAAGAGCAAGACUCUUUCUGCCAGAAUUCUUGACAGCUUGACGAAGCUCUGUGAUGAAGAACUCAAAAAGUGGAAAGGAAAACAACAGAUAAUGUCUUUGCUUGUCUUCGUCAAACAUUUUCUUGAUGAGAAUCCAUUCAUCGCUUGUUCGGACGAGAUUAUGUACAUCAAGAAAGAACUAGUCAGUGAACACGAUGAUUUGAAGCUCAAACAGAAAGCUGGCAUUGUCAGUAUGACGAUACGUCAGCAAAGGUAUUUUUUGUCUGUGAAACUAUCUGUUCCUGAUGCGUAUCCAACAGAUGCUGUUAGUAUAGAAAUCACCGAAUGCAACGUUCCUCCUGAUCUAUUGUUAACGUUUGCUGGUCAGUCUCAAGAAUUAGCACGGAGAUGUGUGACACCUCCUCUAAAACCAAAGCCUAAAGAUCCACCAUUUGAACCUUCACCUUCUCUGCAAAGAGUGGCAUGCCUACUUGCAAAUGAUUGUCUCAGACAUUGUGUUGCACAAAAAUGCUCUUUAUGUAAGAAGCCAGCACUACCAGACAAUCCUAAGGAAGUCGUUGUAGAUCUGAAUGCUGAUAUGCAUGUUGAGCGGAUCUACUGUGGUCAUCUGUUUCAUUUUAAGUGCUUGGACACGUACGUCAAGACGCCUCCGUUUAAAGGUGGUAAGAUGUGUCCUGUGUCUGGGUGUGGGAAAAGGAUAUAUCAUGACAAAUGGGUGACUACGAAGAAUACUAAGCUUGCUGAAGAUCGAUGGGCUCAUGAAGAAGCACGGAAGAGAGAACUUUCUGAAGUAGUUGAUUUCUUGGGGCUUUGACGAGUGACAGGUGUACGUUAGUGUUUCUAUUAAUUGUUAUGCAAUGCUUGUUUACACUAAUGCAGAGAAUGGAUUUUAGGGUAUCUAAUUUAUUACACUAUGAAAU
Messenger RNA from Corticium candelabrum, 1135 nucleotides. RefSeq lists its product as uncharacterized. Gene Ontology annotation, molecular function: protein binding. The record is from RefSeq and is a predicted model, not a curated record. Lineage: Eukaryota; Metazoa; Porifera; Homoscleromorpha; Homosclerophorida; Plakinidae. The transcript has 8 exons. Bases 31 to 1029 code for a protein of 332 amino acids.